Panicum virgatum (switchgrass) is the source of this 1266-nucleotide messenger RNA. Its product is annotated as keratin, type II cytoskeletal 4-like. The record is from RefSeq and is a predicted model, not a curated record. NCBI's taxonomy places the organism in Eukaryota, Viridiplantae, Streptophyta, Magnoliopsida, Poales, Poaceae. Bases 1 to 1266 code for a protein of 421 amino acids. The transcript is spliced from 3 exons.
AUGCCCUCCUCCUUCACGGACGCCGGCGCGGUGCCCUCCUCUCCUUGGACGCCGGCGCACGCGGCCCUCCCCCUCCUCCUCUCCCUGUCCAUCUCCCACUCCUCCGCGUCCUCCUCCUCGCCAAAGACCGCGGCGGCGGUGAGCCCACGACUCGGAGGCACGGAGCGGGGCGGCCUCGGGGGCACUGGUGGGGACGGGGUCGGGCCGGUCGGGGUGGCCUCGGGGCGGGGUCGGGCCCUAGCAGGCCGGGCAUGCGGCUGCGGCGGCAGCCGGCCUGGGCGUGCGGAGAAGGAUGUGGCGGCGGCGGACGGCGGAGGCGGGGGCGGUGGGGCACUGAGGCUCACCGCGGGCUUGUGGUGGCCGGAGCUGCUGCGCAGGGCGGCCGGCGUCGAGGUUGGGCGGCGGCGUAGGCGGAGCUCGGUGACGGGGAUGAUGCAGCGGCGCUCCGGGUUCCUGGAACUCGCGAUCUGGUCCGCACAGGGUGUUCCAGAGGACCACACAAAAUGGAAUGCUAGAGCCAAAAAUGCUUUGUUUGAUGCUCUUAGUGAAGAAAUCUUUGCUCGUGUGCAUAGCAAGAAAACCGCUCAUGAAGUGUGGGGAGAGCUUGAGACCAUUCAUGUUGGGUCUAAGAAGCUCCGUGAAGAGAAGUACCAAGUACUUAAGGAGAAACUCAAUGAGUUCAAAAUGCAUUCUAGUGAACUAGUUGAACAAAUAUAUGCUAGGUUGAAUAUACUUGUUGAGGACAUUAACGCGCUUGAAAUUUCUCCUUUGUCUACUAGUGACAUCAUUCGGAAGAUUCUUCACUCAUUGCACAAGACCAAGUACAACAUUGUGACAUCCUUGCUCUAUGAGAAAGAUCUUUCCACAUUGCAAGUGAGUGAAGUGGUCGGGAAAAUUCGGUCUCAAGAGAUGUUUCUCUUGGGCGAAAUUGAUCCUCUUCAAGCCAAAGGUGAUCUUGCUCUCAAAGCUAAAGGCGAAAACAAGUCAAACAAGAAGAGCAAGGGCAAGGCACCUAUGUCAAGUUCAAGUGAAGCAAGUGAUGACUCAAGUGAUGAGGAUGGUGAUGAAGACACCAAGCUUGCUCUCCUCAUGAGGAAGACCACAAAGCUCAUGUCAAGGUUGAACAAGAAGGGGUACAACUUCGACCCCAAGAAAAACAAGUUCCGUACGAGGAAGCCCAAAGAUGCCCUCAAGAAGAUAUGCUAUGUUUGUGGCAAGUAUGGUCAUCUUUCAUAUGAUUUCCCUCAAGAAUCCAACAAGAAGUAA